Molecule: messenger RNA, 1847 nt
Organism: Esox lucius (northern pike)
Lineage: Eukaryota; Metazoa; Chordata; Actinopteri; Esociformes; Esocidae
Gene: spred3
Product: sprouty related EVH1 domain containing 3
Exons: 5
Coding region: 252-1847 (531 amino acids)
Biological process (GO): multicellular organism development; negative regulation of MAPK cascade
Cellular component (GO): membrane
Molecular function (GO): protein kinase binding
Source: RefSeq, a predicted model, not a curated record
UAGAGGGAGUGAGGGAGUAUGCUGCCGCUGCUGCCAGCGGAAAAUGGCUGCUGUAACCUCGAGCCCAUCCUGAUACACGGCAACGGCGUUAAGGUGGAGAGAGAGAUAAGAAAAUGAGACCAGAGAGUGAGAUAGAGAGAGAACGAGAGAGUGAAAGAGUGAGGGUGUGAGUGCGCGCGUGUUCCGGAGAGGGGGUAUCUAAAAGACAGGAGACGGUGGCAGGGAGCUCGAAGCGGAGGCUACUGCGAGACAUGGAGGGCGAUGUGCGUGUUCGGGCCGUCGUGAUGACACGUGACGACUCCAGCGGUGGCUGGGUGCCCCUGGGGGGCGGCGGCCUCAGUCAUGUGGUCAUAUCUAAGGGGAGGAGCCAGGAAGGAAUGGGGCGGAGGGAAUACGUUGUACGCGGAGAGCGGCUGCGCGAUCGAGCACCGGUGCUGGAGUGUGCAGUACAGAGGGGACUGGUCUACAACAAGGUGAACCCCAUCUUUCACCACUGGCGUGUGGAGGAGCGAAAGUUUGGCCUGACGUUCCAGAGUCCUGCUGAUGCCAUCUCCUUUGAGCGCGGCCUGCAGGCAGUCAUUGACAGGCUGGAACGGGGCUCUGACUCCCCUUCCUCCUCCACGCCUGAAGAGGGCGACACUGAGGAUGACGGUCAGGCAUCUCAUACAGGAAGUGAGUCAUCGUCCAACAGCAGGAAGGAGAUGCUACCCAAGCCUGUCACCAUAGUAACCAGUGAGUCCUCCUCCACCUGUUUCGUACGCUCCACCUCCGAGGAGUUUAGCUUCGGAGCGUCUCACGCCAUCACGUCCACCACACCUGCCCAGAUUCACGCCAGGCCCACGCAGCAUCAACUCUCCCAGGUCACGGCUGUACUGAACCCCCCCUCCCCACCUCCACCUCCACCUGCUCCUCCGACCCCACCAACGGGGCCGCCUGCCUCCUCCCCCCUCUCCCCCACCAUCUCCUUACUGGAGGAGGGUGACCUGCGCAGCCUGGACCCCUGCAAGGACCUGUGGGGUUCCCGUGGGUAUGAGGACUAUCGGCGGGCUGGUGCGGCCCGGACCAUGGUGGGGGGUCUGACUGGGGGGGUGGUGGUCGUGGGCGGGGGGGGUGUGCAGGACAAGUCCACGGAGCUGUGCGUGGUGCGCUUCGAGAAGGAGCUGUCCGGUGUGGGCACGGCCGGCUGCGAGGUGGCGGUCAGCCUGGACAGCAAGGGGUCCCAGCGCCUCUCCUCGUCCUCCUCGCCCACCUGCGUGGCGUCCAUGCCCAACGCCGUGUCCGGGGGGUCAUCGGGCGCCGGCUCGCCCCAGGAGACCGGGAAGGUAAGCCCCUCCCCCUGCUGCAUCCACACCUCCCUGGCCACGCCCCACUCACGGACUCGCAAGCGAGGAGGCGGAGGAGGGGCGGCGGCGGGAGGCGGGGAGGCCGGCGACCCGGCCAUCUCCCCGGACGAGGACAGCCCGUGUCCGGCGGGGUCGUCUUCGUGUUCGUCAAGGUGCGUCUACUGCCGCUCGGUGUUCAGCCAAUCAGAGAACGGGCGCGGCCGCUGCCGGGACGCCCCGGACCCCGCCCUACACUGCCUGCGUCAGUGGACCUGCGUGUGGUGCGCGGAGAGCCUCCUCUACCACUGCAUGUCGGACUCGGAGGGCGAGUUCUGGGAGCCGUGCUCGUGCGAGGACUCCCUGGGCGAGGGCCACCCCCACCCCCUGUGCUGCGCCCGCUGGCUGGCCCUCCUCGCCCUGUCCCUGGUCGUACCCUGCAUGUGCUGCUUCCUGCCCCUGCGCGCCUGCCUGCGCUGCGGAGAGAGCUGUGGCUGCUGCGGCGGGAAGCACAAGGCUGUGCGGUGA